AUGGAAAAUCGAGAUAGUAUACUAUUUACUACUGUUUAUCAAAAGCCAUCUUAUGAGCCUUAUUAUUUGCCAUUUAAUAGUAUUCAUCCAUUACAUAUGAAAAAGAAUAUACCGUUUACGAUGUUACUUCGAGUGAUUAGGUAUUGUUCUACAUUCCAAACAUAUCUGGAUGAACGUGAAAAAUUACGUAUGGCCUUAUUACUUAAUAAAUAUCCGAAUAAAUUAAUUGAAGAACAGUUUAAUAAUGUUCUUUUGAAAUGUAAUAUUGAUCAGCCAUUAACAAAUUUCAAUUAUGAUAAAUAUCGUCAAAAGAGUGGUCGUUUAACAGCUACGGCUGGUCAUUGUACAACUCAACGAACAACACAUUAUGAAAUAUUCGAUGUCGGAAUUUAUCCAUUAAUUAAACGUCGAGUUAUCCACGCGAAUAUUCAAUUUGUUAAAUUAAAUACGACUUCAUCGGUUGCUGAAAAGCAAGAAUUAAGUCGAUUUGUUAUGCAAAAUAAUUAUUUUGCUUAUGAUGGUGAAUUUUAUCAUCAGAUUCGAGGUGGAGCUAUGGGAUCUCAGUUAACCUUGACUAUGGCUAAUUGUUAUAUGUUUUUCUUUGAAAGAAGAAUAGCCAAGCAAAUCAAGAAUAGCGGUGGACUCUACUUUCGGUAUAUUGAUGAUUUAUUUAUAGUUAUUAAUUGGUCUGUUCGACAUUUAAUGAAACAAAUUGAACUUUGGAAUCAAUUCGACGAGAACAUUAAAUUAAAUGCAAAUUUUGGUUCAUUUACGACUUUCCUUGAUUUAUAUAUGGAGAAUCGAGAUGGUAUUCUAUUUACCACAGUUUAUCAAAAACCAUCCUAUGAACCAUAUUAUUUGCCAUUUAAUAGUAUUCAUCCAUUACACAUGAAAAAGAACAUACCAUUUACAAUGCUCUUUCGAGCAAUUAAGUAUUGUUCUACAUUUCAAACAUAUUUGGAUGAACGUGAGAAAUUAAGAAUGGCCUUAUUACUUAAUAGAUAUCCGAAUAAAAUUAUUGAACAACAGUUUAAUAUUGUUCUAUUAAGAUUCAAUAUUGAUCAGCCAUUGACUGCUAUUAAUUACGAUAAAUAUCGUCAGAAUGUGUUAGAUUCACCCUAUACAGAACCUAUAGAAAUUGAUUAUGAUAAAGUUAUGUUUAUUCACUUUACUUAUUGUUCAAGUAUGAAAGGAUUUCCUUUGAAAUUUCAUACAAUAUGGAAUAAAUAUUUUGGUGAAUCUCCGAUUAAUGAAAUUCGACCUAUACUUGGUACCCGUAAUGUUAAAAAUUUACAGAGACGAUUAACAAAUAUUAUUUAA
Messenger RNA from Rotaria sordida, 1320 nucleotides. The record is from the annotation of a GenBank genome assembly. NCBI's taxonomy places the organism in Eukaryota, Metazoa, Rotifera, Eurotatoria, Philodinida, Philodinidae.